AAUGGCUACAUAGAGGACGGCGAAUUGGAUUGUUUUUUGACUGAAUUCAUUGGCAGUGUGGCUAAGGGCGACGUCGGCGAUGAGGGUUUUUGUAGCUUCGAUACUGUCAGAAGCAUUAUACAGCAUGUUAUUAUGAUAUACGCUGAUGCAAUUCCUUUAGAUGUCAUCCAUACCUCUAUUACGACCUACCAUGCAUCUACUUUCACAGUUGGCUCGGAUACUAAACUGCAACUGUAUUUUGUUGGGAGUGUAUCGAAGGUUAAGGCAAGGGCUGUGACUGGUGGGAUUAUGAGAGACAAUAGCGAAGGAGGGGAGAGAAGAGAUUAA
Molecule: messenger RNA, 327 nt
Organism: Protopolystoma xenopodis
Lineage: Eukaryota; Metazoa; Platyhelminthes; Monogenea; Polystomatidea; Polystomatidae
Source: the annotation of a GenBank genome assembly